CAGACAAUCUCCCACAACAUGGAGACGUUUAAGGUGGCUUCUCUCAUCUUUUUGCUGAUUUAUACCAGCAUUGGAUGGCCCACACACACAGUCUGCAAGAGUAACAAUUUGGAAGUAUAUUACAGAAGCUGCGAUCCAUUGCAAGACUUUGCUUUUACUCUUGACAGUUGUUCCGGACAUACCAUCGAAAGUGUUAAUAUCAGGGCAGCAACGGUUUUAAGACACAACAUCGGGGAACUCUUUGUAACUGUAAGACUCAUUGUGAAUGGCAAGAGCAUCCCACUUUUCUCAACACAACUUUGUGAGCGGGAUCAUCCAAACUUGAGUUUCUGUGGAAAGAAGAAAGGAGAACAUAUCUACUAUGAAGGGCCUGUUUCAGUCAAUAUCCAUGACAUCCCCCAAGGAGACUUUGAUGUAACAGUGGAGCUAUUUAACGAAGACCAACGCACUAUUAUUUGUUCUAAUUUUACCGUUCUGAGCCACUGA
Euleptes europaea (tarantolino) is the source of this 486-nucleotide messenger RNA. RefSeq names its product lymphocyte antigen 86 (gene LY86). The record is from RefSeq and is a predicted model, not a curated record. Lineage: Eukaryota; Metazoa; Chordata; Lepidosauria; Squamata; Sphaerodactylidae. Gene Ontology annotation, biological process: innate immune response; positive regulation of lipopolysaccharide-mediated signaling pathway. The transcript has 5 exons. The coding region runs from base 19 to 486 and encodes 155 amino acids.